CUGAGUCCCUCCGCUGUUUUUAUUAGUCCUCUGUUGGGCGCCUUCAAAAAUCACCAAUCUAGAAGUAAUGUGCACGUAAACUGAAAACUGUCAACGGGACCUUUGGGUGAAGUCGCUGUCGACUGUUGUACGCGUACAAUGCGCUGUCGUUGAGGAUCGCGCUUAUUGUGCGCAGCGGUGUGCCGCGCGUUCAGCUGUCACAAACUAGUAGAUGUAAGCAGUCGCAACACUGGGAAUACUUCUAAAAACAACUUAACGACACUAUUCUGUGUCGUUUUUGUCCUUUGGAUUACUAGUGGCCAGCAGUAGGUAACUGUCAAAUUUGGAUGUCGUAAUUACGGUUUAUCAAAUGACCCAGGUAUGGAGACUAAAAGAUACCAAAGUUACGACGAGGGGGCACAUGCAGAAAACAAUUGGGCACAGAUGCCAAAAGAUACCAUGGAGUAUUGCUGUUCCGCAGAAGAGAGUUUGAAAAAUAGUGAUGUGCUAAUGGAUAUCGUUAACUCAAGCAAUGCCCCUAACGUGCCAUCUGUGUGCAAGGAUAACAACUUUAAGAUUACUGACACAGCAAUGCUUAGACUUAACCAGAAUCAACCUCUUGCUUAUCCCUCCUUCAACAACUCCUUCCACAUCCGCAAGUCGGAAACAGGCUCUAAGGAGCUCUCCAAAACUGUUGCUGAGUCUAUGGGCUUAUACAUGAAUGCUGCCAGGGAGGCCGACUUUGGCUUUGGCCAACAAGGUACUGCAGGAGGGCAGGGUAGCCCGGUGAAAGUGUAUCCUCUUUGUGGGAGAGCAAUUGAAGACAGCCAGCCUAGAAUAACUGGGAGCCCAAAGAAGAAAGCUCCUCCAGCUCCAUUUCCAUCUGGGUCCCAACUGCCCAAUGGUGGCCCACAGGAGUGUGCUGUAGGCUCUGCCCCAGUGCCCUCUGCGCUGGCCACUGCUCUCUCUUGCGGUCCCGAUGGGUCUGGACCCAUGUCUAGUCCUACUGGAAACAACCUGGUGUCGUCCACUACCAGCCCCACCUACUUUGACUCUGAUUGUCCAUCACUGGCCACUGCCAGCACCAACUUGACCCAAGGUCACCACACCAGCUCCAGUACCUGUAGCUCGGUGAAGUCCAGCAUGGUGGGGUCACCUCCAAUGGCUAGUCCCCUCAGUGUAAUGAAGUCUCCAGUUUCCAGCCCUCACAGUAUUGGCAGCGUGAGGUCACCACUUUCCUGCAACACUAACAUGAUAUCAUCUGUCUCAAGCCCAACAGGAAAUGGAGGCAAUAGUGGUAACAUUAGACCAUCAAUCUCUAGUCCGCACACCGCUGGUACCAUGGCCAUGUCCAGUCCCAGGAACUCAUCCAGGGGCUUCUCUGUCUCAAGCCCUCCCAGUGGACUGGGCCUAGUGCAGAAUGAUGUAAACAGCCCUGAGGGCAGAGAGCAUGACUUCAAGGGAUUUGAGUUCCCAAAGGUAGAAAAUGUGGACGGGGAAAUAUUUAACAUAGGCCUGGAUGCUAUGGGAGUGGCAAAGUAUAUAAAAAACGAGCCUGGCACUGAUUACAGGAGCAUGUGCCUAGGCAACAGUAAGAGCACCAUACCACAGUCUCCUUUUGUAACUCAGAUUAAGACUGAACCAAACAGAGAGGUGACUUGUUCAAACCCCCAGUUCGGUGAGCCACAUCACUCCCUAGGCUGCUUUCCUGCUACAGAGACUACAUAUUUGUCUUUGAGGGAUAAUUUUGAUGAAUAUAGUCUUUCUGGGAUCUUGGGACCUCCUGUUUCUUCUCUGAAUGGCAACUUUGAACCUGGUGUGUUUCCGAACAAUGGCCUGCCCAAGGGGAUUAAACAGGAAACCAAUGAUGGCAGCUAUUACCAAGAGAAUAAUAAUGUGCCCACGUCAGCUAUUGUUGGCGUUAAUUCAGGUGGACAUUCAUUUCAUUACCAGAUCGGAGCGCAAGGAACAAUGUCGUUUUCACACCACAAUUUGAGGGACCAGACGAACCCCUUGUUGAAUCUAAUUUCUCCAGUUGCUGGAUUAAUGGAGACAUGGAAAACUCGCCCAGGCCUGUCACAGGGGCCUCUCUCUGCCAGGGGGGAGGGCUAUCCAGGCCCAGGUUGCCUUACAGAGAACAUGGAAAGUGCGUCUUUGAGACACACAUCUUCGACAGCCAAAGUGUGUCUGGUGUGUGGAGACGAAGCAUCAGGAUGUCACUAUGGGGUUGUGACAUGUGGAAGCUGCAAAGUUUUCUUCAAAAGAGCAGUAGAAGGUCAGCACAACUAUCUAUGCGCUGGGAGGAAUGACUGCAUCAUUGACAAGAUUCGGCGGAAAAACUGCCCAGCAUGCAGAGUACGGAAGUGUCUACAAGCUGGGAUGAAUCUUGGGGCACGAAAGUCCAAGAAGUUGGGAAAGAUAAAGAGCGUUGGCAACGAUUCUUCCCUGCAAAACUCAAAGGACGGGACUCCGUUCCUGACCUCCAAGAAAGACUUGAGCACAGCCACCGCACUCGUCCCCCAUGUCCCCACAGUAGCACCAUUUUUGUCGCCGUCUGUCUGUAGCGUCUUGGAGCUCAUAGAGCCUGAAGUGGUGUUCUCUGGCUAUGACAACACACAACCCGACACCACCGACCAUCUGCUCACCAGUCUCAACCAGCUCGCCGGCAAACAGAUGAUCCGGGUGGUCAAAUGGGCCAAAGUACUUCCAGGUUUCCGCAGUCUACCCAUUGAGGACCAAAUCACGCUGAUCCAGUAUUCCUGGAUGUGUCUCUCGUCCUUCUCCCUCAGCUGGAGAUCCUACAAACACACCAACGCCCAAAUGCUCUACUUUGCCCCUGAUCUCGUCUUCAACGAGGAACGCAUGCGGCAGUCAGCCAUGUACGAUCUGUGUGUGGGCAUGCGGCAGGUGAGCCAGGAGUUUGUCCGUCUACAACUCACUUACGAGGAGUUCCUCGCCAUGAAGGUUCUGUUGCUGCUCAGCACAGUGCCCAAAGAUGGUUUGAAGAACCAAGGGGCAUUUGAGGAGAUGAGGGUGAAUUACAUCAAGGAGCUCCGCCGCUCAGUUGGAAAGGCAACUAACAAUUCUGGCCAGACAUGGCAGCGCUUCUUCCAGCUCACCAAGCUAUUGGAUGCCAUGCAUGAACUUGUGGGGAGCCUUUUGGACUUUUGUUUCUACACUUUCCGCGAGUCACAGGCUCUGAAGGUCGAGUUCCCUGAGAUGCUGGUGGAAAUUAUCAGUGACCAGAUACCAAAGGUGGAGUCGGGCCUAACACACACCCUCUUCUUUCAUAAGAAAUGACUGAAAGUUCACAAAAUGAGGGAAAAAUUAAGGAUCAAAAGAGAGGAAAAGCAGAGGACACCCAGCCCUCGGAGAGAGAGAAACAGAGCAAGCCCGCUAUGCACAAAGCAAGGCGUAUCGAGAAGCUUGGUUUAAAGCCAUAUAAGGCUUGGGCAGUUAGGGAAGACAAAGAGGGAUCUCUGUACCUGGCCAACAGAGAAGAACUUAUAUUUCUUGUGACAAUGCGUUCCUUACCCCCAAAGACAAUUCUGACAAUGUUCGAUAUGGAUAUGAAGCCAUAUUCUUUGGUAAAGCUAUAGUGCACAUGCACACGCAAAUACAUCACACACUCUAGACAUUUCCUUGACUCCCUGAAUUGUCCAAACUGCCAGUAAAUACAUAAAUACUGUUGCAGUAUGUACGUUGGCAUUCUUGACAUUAUGGGAAAAUGCAUUACAACCAUUCUGUUUAUUGCUGAUUAAUAAAGAAGUAUAAUUUUCAUGAAGAGAGGAUUAAUUAGGGUAUUUGUAAAGA
Myxocyprinus asiaticus (Chinese sucker) is the source of this 3792-nucleotide messenger RNA. It is a transcript of the gene nr3c2, whose product is annotated as nuclear receptor subfamily 3, group C, member 2. Gene Ontology annotation, molecular function: sequence-specific DNA binding; DNA-binding transcription factor activity; zinc ion binding. The record is from RefSeq and is a predicted model, not a curated record. Lineage: Eukaryota; Metazoa; Chordata; Actinopteri; Cypriniformes; Catostomidae. Gene Ontology annotation, biological process: regulation of DNA-templated transcription. Bases 361 to 3279 code for a protein of 972 amino acids. The transcript has 9 exons.